Messenger RNA from Manis javanica (Malayan pangolin), 797 nucleotides. The record is from RefSeq and is a predicted model, not a curated record. NCBI's taxonomy places the organism in Eukaryota, Metazoa, Chordata, Mammalia, Pholidota, Manidae.
AGUGUGAGCUGGGGCGCCUGGAGCUGGAGCAGUCCUCGCUGGGCAGCCUGAGGCAAACAUGGACCAGGAAACGCUGGGCAGUAUUGUCCUGUUGGCCAUCAUCACCCUCAUCAGCGUGGUCCAGAAUGUCUCCAAAUUGCAGAAGUGUCAUUCGGUGGUGGCUGCCCUGCGUCACUGCCAAAACUGUGUCGACGCCUACCCCACUUUCCUCGUGGUGCUCUGGAGUGCAGGGUUACUCUGCAGCCAAGUUCCUGCUGCCUUUGCUGGACUCAUGUACCUGUUUGUGAGGCAAAAAUACUUCGUGGGCUACCUGGGAGAGAGGACUCAGAGCACACCUGGCUACAUAUUUGGAAAACGCAUCAUCCUGUUCCUGUUCCUCAUGUCCGUUGCUGGUAUACUCAACUAUUACCUCAUCCUCCUUUUCGGAAGUGACUUUGAAAACUACAUAAAGACGAUAACCACCACCAUCUCCCCUCUGCUCCUCAUUCCCUAGCUCUCUGCUGACUAUGGGGCCAGUGCCCUCAUCUAAUCAAUACCCGAAGUCAUCAUAACUCAACCCCGUAAGAGACGCAGCUCCUCUUAGCUGCAAAGCUAAUGACCAGCUGGGCUUUCCAGCUGGAGUUAACCUUGCUUUUCCUGGAAGAAAAUAACUGUGUUUCAGCUCCAGCCCUUGAAAAUGGCACUGGCCCCAGAUUGGUUAUUCAGACCCAUUCGGAUCUUCCUCGACUCAUCCUGCUCUCUGAAGACAUCUUGUGAGCAGAUUUAUGUUUUCCUAAAAUAAAAUGCAGAGACAUGUC